GUCGUUGGUCAUUGUAUGUCAUCCUUUUACACCACGUGCGAGGAUGGUUUGCUUCGAUUCGCAGCUUACCGACGAUCUCAAUAAUUUACAAAACAUCGCUGAUCUGUGCGAUGAAUUUCUCAAGUAUGUAUGGAUGCGACGCCGUAUGUAUGAUUUACCAUCAAAAGAACGGAUGCGUUGCAUAAUACCGGAAAACCUCCCGCAGCAGGGUAACAACUUCGACUGCGGUCUUUUCAUCGUCGAAUUUGCGCGCAGAUUCCUUCUUGCGCCUCCGGUCAAUCUUCUCUGAUU
Molecule: messenger RNA, 291 nt
Organism: Cylicostephanus goldi
Lineage: Eukaryota; Metazoa; Nematoda; Chromadorea; Rhabditida; Strongylidae
Source: the annotation of a GenBank genome assembly